UUACACACUUUCACAUAUCUUCUUCUUACUUCAUAAACAAAUCACUACCACAUAGAGAGAGAGAGUGAGUAGGUGAGAAAGAGAGUUUCCAAUGGCUAUACUCGGAAACACGUUCGGCACGGGGGUAAGUUACGCCGGACAGGUUCCGUUUAGGCGAGUCACCGCCGGAGAGGUGGGACGUAAGCAGCAGAGGAUGGCGGUGGUGAGAGCAGAAGGCGGCGGAGGAGGAGGAGGAAUCAAUCCGGAGAUCAGAAAGAACGAAGAGAAGGUUGUUGACUCUGUCGUCGUCACAGAGCUUUCCAAGAACAUAACUCCCUAUUGCAGGUGUUGGAGGUCUGGGACGUUUCCAUUGUGUGAUGGGAGUCAUGUGAAGCACAACAAAGCUAAUGGAGAUAAUGUUGGUCCUCUUCUUCUCAAGAAACAAUAGUUCUUUUUGUUUUUGUUUCUCGUUUUGUUGGGUGAUGUAUUGAUGAUACUCGUCUAAUUGAAUAAAAAAGAUUAUUAUCUAGUGAAACAAGGCUUUUUU
Molecule: messenger RNA, 526 nt
Organism: Camelina sativa (false flax)
Lineage: Eukaryota; Viridiplantae; Streptophyta; Magnoliopsida; Brassicales; Brassicaceae
Product: CDGSH iron-sulfur domain-containing protein NEET
Biological process (GO): regulation of autophagy
Cellular component (GO): intracellular membrane-bounded organelle; mitochondrial outer membrane
Molecular function (GO): 2 iron, 2 sulfur cluster binding
Source: RefSeq, a predicted model, not a curated record